UCUCUCUUACUUUUCCCAAUAGCGGAGCAAGAAAUUAGAAAGCCAAUCGUUUCAGAGAUUAGGGCUUAGCUGAAUCUCUUUAGAAAAAAAAUGAAAUUCCUUAAUUAGUAACACACCAACAACCCAACUAAAGUUUCUGUCAUUUCAUCAAACACUUUCAGCUAUUUCCAGUGGAUAGUCUGAGCAUAAUUGGCCUUUUGGCAAUGGAUAACCAAGCGCCUCCUACUCUUUUUGUUAAUGAUGGUUCAUUCAUGGAGAGGUUCAAACAACUUCAGCAAGGGAAGGGGAAGGAUCAGGAGAAGGACAAAGGUGGUGAAGAAAAGGAAUCUAAACCUAAAGCCAUUAUUUCAGGGACUCUGGCUCCUAAAUCUUCUACUGGUAAAAUAAGUAUGCAAUUGAAGACUAACAAUUCAAGCAAGACCCCACAGCCAUCUUCAGGUGGAAAACUGGCAUUUAGCUUGAAACAGAAGUCAAAGAUUAUGACUCCUGUAGUUAAGUUGGGAGAAGAUGACGAUGAUGAAGUAGAUGCUGGGAAUUUACCCAGUGAUGCAUCAGCUAAAAGGCAGAAGUUGAGCCAAACAGAUUUCUCUGAGCUAUCAUCAAAACAAGUGGAUGUUGCACCACUUCCUCCGAGUGAUCCUGCAGUGAAGAAAGCUGCUGACAGACUGGCAAGCUUUGUUGCCAAAAAUGGAAGGCAAUUUGAGGAUACUACACGUCAAAAAAAUCCUGGAGACACACCUUUUAAAUUUCUAUUUGACAAGACUUGCUCAGACUAUAAGUACUAUGAAUUUCUGCUUGCUGAAGAGGAGAGGUUCAUUUCACAGACCAGAGACUCCGAUAGCUAUCCUAGUGGUGCUACAACUACAAGUACUUCAUCUUCUAAAUUAUCAAGUGUUUCUCAACGAUCACAUCAGCAGCAACCGAAUUACCAAAUCCCUGCUUCAGCUCUAUAUGAUGUCACUGAUGGGCCUGUGGGUUUGGAGACUUCUGCACAAACAGCAUCAGCAGGAAAAACUGGUGAAUCUAGUGGAGCAGAUCCCAUAGCAAUGAUGGAGUUCUACAUGAAAAAGGCAGCUCACGAAGAGAAGAGGAGACAACCUAAACAGUCAAAGGAUGAGAUGCCACCGCCUCCUUCCCUUCUAGGCACUACUGCUCCUGGAAAGAGAGGUCAUCACAUGGGUGAUUACAUUCCUCAAGAAGAGCUUGAGAAGUUCUUGGCUACCUGUAAUGAUGCUGCUGCACGAAAAGCAGCUAUCGAGGCCGCAGAAAGGUCAAGGAUACAGGCAGACAAUGUUGGGCAUAGACUUUUGUCCAAAAUGGGCUGGAAAGAAGGUGAGGGUCUGGGGAGCUCAAAAAGUGGUAUUGCAGAUCCCAUUAAAGCUGGCAGUGUAAAGACGAACAAUUUAGGAGUAGGAGCUCAACAACCUGGGGAGGUGACUGCCGAAGAUGAUAUAUAUGAGCAGUAUAAGAAGCGAAUGAUGCUUGGUUAUCGUUACAGACCGAAUCCUCUGAACAAUCCCCGAAAAGCAUACUACUGAGGUACUUUUAUGGAAGCUUAUAUGUUUACCAAGACCUGUUUUCAGAAAAUGAAUUGUGUUUGAACUGCUUAUUAUUCUGCAGAAGAAAUAUAAAAAAUUGUAUUGCCCGACAGAAUGAAAUUGCUUAGAGAAUGCUACUCGUGAACUUGUUAUUCAAAUACAUAUUUUUUAUUUGUUUCUGUUUUUUCUCAA
Messenger RNA from Mercurialis annua (annual mercury), 1730 nucleotides. Its product is annotated as SURP and G-patch domain-containing protein 1-like protein. Gene Ontology annotation, molecular function: RNA binding. Gene Ontology annotation, biological process: RNA processing. Bases 204 to 1538 code for a protein of 444 amino acids. The transcript has 9 exons. The record is from RefSeq and is a predicted model, not a curated record. NCBI's taxonomy places the organism in Eukaryota, Viridiplantae, Streptophyta, Magnoliopsida, Malpighiales, Euphorbiaceae. Gene Ontology annotation, cellular component: nucleoplasm.